Molecule: messenger RNA, 1665 nt
Organism: Hordeum vulgare subsp. vulgare (domesticated barley)
Lineage: Eukaryota; Viridiplantae; Streptophyta; Magnoliopsida; Poales; Poaceae
Product: F-box protein PP2-A13-like
Exons: 3
Coding region: 445-1341 (298 amino acids)
Molecular function (GO): protein binding
Source: RefSeq, a predicted model, not a curated record
GUGGACCAAUUCUCUUCUUUAAAAGGCCUCCGAAAAAUCUCUGCGUUUCCUCCCAGCGCCUCUCCCCUUCCAUUCGAGGAAAAUCUUUUGUCGAGGUGGUUCGACACGCCUCUCGAUUCAAGCCCUGGUUUUCCCAUCAAUUUGGGUUCGAUUCUCGCGAAAGGUUGGGUUUUUUAGCCACGCUGGUAGGAAUUCGGGGCAUUUUUUGGUCCAUUUGAGGCCAGCGGGGGUCGGAAGGUGCGACCCUUUGAUCGAAUCGGCCGCGCAAAGGCUUGUAUUCGACGAUAAUUUAGCUCCGCAUGUGUGAUUCUUGAUUUCUGCUCGCCCGGAUACAAGGCCAAUUGGUGGUUUCUUGGCUACAAUCCUACUUCGCUGGGCAAAUCUGAGGCGCUGGGUGGUACGUCCGCAAGGAAGGCUGCCACAAUCCACGCAAUUUGAUCUUAGAUGGGGACGGGAUCGAGCAUCCUUGGCGCGGAUGCCGAUUGGGGUGAGACAUCUCUCGGCGACAUGCCGGAGAGCUGCGUGGCGGCGGUGCUGCUCAACCUUGACCCGCCGGAGAUCUGCCAGGUAGCCUGCCUCAACCGCGCCUUUCGGGGCGCCGCAUCCGCGGACUGCGUCUGGGCCGGCAAGCUGCCCGCUAACUACCGCUACCUUGCGGCCCUCGCAGCUGCUGCCGAUGAUGAGGGCGGUGGCGACGGAGACGGCAAUGUCAAGCCCUGCUCCCCUAUAUCGACUAAAAAGGGGAUUUACGCGCGCCUGUGCCGACCUACUCCAUUUGAUGCCGGUACAAAGGAAUUCUGGAUCGAGAAAAACAAGGGAGGUCUUUGUAUGUCCAUCUCCUCAAAAGCGAUGGCGAUCACAGGAAUAGAGGACCGAAGAUAUUGGAGCCACCUUGUCACAGAUGAAUCAAGAUUCCAUAGUGUUGCCUAUCUUCAGCAAAUUUGGUGGCUUGAAGUGGGUGGGGAACUUGAUUUCUGCUUCCCUGCAGGUUCAUAUAGCCUGUUUUUCCGUCUUCACCUGGGACGAGCGCACAGACGCAUGGGUCGUCGGGUUUGCGGAACUGAGCUCAUUCAUGGGUGGGAUGCCAGACCCACCCGGUUCCAGCUAUCAACAUCGGACGAACAGCAGGCGACGUCGGAGUAUUAUCUAGAUGGACCGGGAAGCUGGAUUCUCUAUCAUGUUGGUGAUUUUGUCAUCUCGAACUCGGAUGAGCUGACCAGCCUGAAGUAUUCAAUGAUGCAGAUUGACUGCACCCACACGAAAGGUGGUCUCUGCGUUGAUUCAGUUGUGAUAUAUCCGAAAGGGUAUCGGCGCGAGAAGAUGAACACGGUCUACAUGUGAUGUGAUUUUGCAGAGUGGCUGCAAUGCUGCAGCAACACGAGGCAAUUCAGAGGGAGAUGGCUAGUAUUUUUCCUGUUCAUUCUUAUCUGAAGGUCCUUGUAUAUAUCAUUUUUUUUUUCUUCUUCCUUUCUGAUGAGAGUUUUGCAUUUUGUCCUGUAUUCUUUGUAGUGUUAGUUACACAGCUAGGGGGUAGGGAAGAUCUAGAAGCAGGUUAACUUGGCAUGUUAUUUGCGGAGUGCACAGUACUAGUCGUGUAAUAAGCGGUCAAUGCCAUAUUCAUCUGUAAUUUUCAUCAGCAUAAUGAUGUUUGGCGAGCUGGGUGUU